This is a messenger RNA of Stylophora pistillata, 993 nucleotides long. RefSeq lists its product as uncharacterized. NCBI's taxonomy places the organism in Eukaryota, Metazoa, Cnidaria, Anthozoa, Scleractinia, Pocilloporidae. The record is from RefSeq and is a predicted model, not a curated record.
AAGGAGCUUUCAAAAUGGCGGCUAGUGUAAGUGUUAGGGAUGCGAAGAAAGCCCUCGUGAAAUACCUACCUUACGGGGGACUAGCUGGCUACUCUAUACUUUCACUUCAUUCAAUGAAGGUUUAUGCAGAACAAAUCAUCAUCGGAAAGAAUACAAGAUCAGUUGUGUUCCACGGAGCAUUGACUUUGUCAGGCAUUGGCAUUGCCACUUAUCUGUACAACCGACCUGUGUUUGAUGUCAUGGAUUCUCCGAGGUCAAAACGUCUUUUCUGGAGUAUAUAUGGCACGUGGAUGUUCAACUUUGGUUCCUUGAUGCUUUGGGCGAUUUGUAAAGAGAUUUGCCCGGAUUACAAAGUGAUACGAGCUAUUAUGGCAUUGGCGUCCAGCGCUGGACUGGUGUAUGUCGGCGUAGAUUACUUACGUGAAGUGGACAGACUUCGAGUGGGAAUCAUUGCAGAACGAGUAGAUGGAGCCAUAGAAUUAUAAAAGCAGGGAAUUUAUCACGAAAGGCAGAGAACGAUCUUCCUCCUCAUUAAGAAAUAGCGCAAAUAAUAUACAGCGCACAAUUUCACUUAUAUAACUUGAUUAAGACUUAUUGGUGCAUUGUACAUAUUAAUUUUGGUAGUAAUUACCACGAAUUUUAAAAGACUACGGACCCCAUUAAAGGCAACUUUGUUUGUGAAAGUAUUGAUUUGCAAUCGUCUCCUUAGUGUAGUUGACGGCUGAUUGGGGAAGGAAAUUGUAUACGAAUCCCCCAUGGCUUUAAUUUUUUCGAUGUCAUGACAACUUAAUUUUUAUUCUGCAACAUACGAAGGGAAACAAGUUUGCAAUCAGUUAUAGUGUGUAAACUCUAAUGAAGAACAUGACCCAGAAGCAAGGCAGCUCAUAACGUAAAUAAUUGUAGACAUGGAAAUAUGCUUGCUUACUAAUUCUCUCAGUGUUGAUAAUAAUUUAGUAAAUUAUUAUUGAUGAAAAAGUAUGGUCUAAUCUGUUA